AUGAAAUAUCAGAGUAGACAAACUGUUCUGGAUCACCUCAUAUGUUCAGGGUUCCGGCUUGAAUACUUGAAUUGGGUAUAUCAUGGGGAAGGCACAACGGUUGCAUCGAGGAGCACACCCCAUAAUGAUGACGAAGAGAUACUUCGCCAUGAACUGCAUGAAAUGUUGGAUGAUAUAUUUGAAACAGAAGGUGGAAGUGGAGUGGGGAUACAUGAGAAUGCUUGGAAUAAUAGUCAAGAGACGAACAAUAGAAGAAGCAAAUUUGAUGACCUUGUUAAGGAAGCCGAAGAAAAUGUGUACCCGAAUUGCAAAUACAGCAAGUUAUCUUGUGUGGUGCAUUUGUACCAAAUAAAAUGUCUCGGUGGAUGGAGUAACACAUCUUUCUCUAUGUUGUUAGACUUUUUAAAGGAUUUGUUACCUAAAGGAAAUUUGUUACCUAAAGGAAAUUUGUUACCUAAAACAACACCACAAGUGAAAAAAUUAAUGGCCGACAUCGGAUUAGGAUAUGAAAAAAAACAUGCAUGUACUAAUGGUUGCAUGUUGUUUUGGAAUGACAAGGAGAAGGAUGAAGUGUGUUCUUUUUGUGGAUCUUCUAGAUGGAAACUUCAUGAAGCUAAUCCAGAACAUGAAGUAAAUCCUCCCAAGAGGAAGGCUUUAAAAAUAUUACGAUGGUUUCCCUUAAAGCCUAGACUUCAAAGAUUGUUUACGUCAUCAAAGACGUCUAACCUUAUGAAGUGGCAUCAUCUAGAGCGUGUAAAAGAUGGAAAAUUGCGGCAUCCAGCAGAUGCAUCAGCUUGGAAAGAUUUUGAUGAAAAGUUUCCUGAAUUCGCUACUGAUCCUCGCAAUGUUCGUCUAGCUCUAGCAACUGACGGCUUCAACCCAUUUAGGAAAAUGAAUUCGGUAAAUAGUAUUUGGCCAGUUUUUCUUAUUCCAUACAACUUACCACCAUGGUUGGUUAUGAAGCAGCCAAAUUUUAUUCUUUCUUUAAUCAUCCAGGGUCCUAAAAGUACUGGAAACAAGAUAGACGUGUAUAUGCAACCUUUGAUUAAGGAAUUGAAGGAGUUAUGGGAGGAUGGAGUUAAUACAUUUGAUGCCUCAACGAAACAACACUUCAUGUUGAAGGCUUCUAUUAUUUCUACCAUAUCAGACUUUCCAGGUUAUGCCAAUCUAUCUGGGUGGAGCACUAAAGGAGAACUUGCAUGUCUCGUAUGUGGUUUUGGUACUGAAUCCAAAUGGCUAACUCAUGGAAGAAAGUUUUGUUACAUGUGUCAUAGGAGGUGGCUUCCAUCUGACCAUAGUUGGCGUUCAGAUAUUAGAUCGUUUGUUGGACGCCACGGAUUCAGAGUUGCUCCAUUCCUCCUUCUGGAGAGGAGGUUCUACAACAAGUAG
Molecule: messenger RNA, 1389 nt
Organism: Helianthus annuus (common sunflower)
Lineage: Eukaryota; Viridiplantae; Streptophyta; Magnoliopsida; Asterales; Asteraceae
Exons: 1
Coding region: 1-1389 (462 amino acids)
Source: RefSeq, a predicted model, not a curated record